Messenger RNA from Beta vulgaris subsp. vulgaris (sugar beet), 1566 nucleotides. RefSeq names its product glycine-rich cell wall structural protein. Bases 66 to 1283 code for a protein of 405 amino acids. The record is from RefSeq and is a predicted model, not a curated record. The transcript has a single exon. Lineage: Eukaryota; Viridiplantae; Streptophyta; Magnoliopsida; Caryophyllales; Amaranthaceae.
UAAGUAAGUUUCCUCAACCAAAAAACAAACUCUUCACCACUUUCACGACAUAAUCAAUCUCCAAAAUGAAGGGAGGCACUAAGAGACUUUCUUUGUUGUUUCUACUUUGCUUUCACAUUGCCAUAACAAGCGUCAGUGCAAGAUAUGCGGUGACCACAGAGAAGAGUACUGAAGAUGAAAAGUUUUUGUUUGGUAAAGGUGGAGGAUUCGGUGGAGGGUUUGGUGGCGGGGGUGGUGGUGGCGGAGGCGGUGGUGGUGGUGGAGGAUUUGGGGGAGGUGCUGGUGGUGGCGGAGGAUUUGGAGGUGGUGCUGGGGGUGGCUUUGGUGGAGGUGCUGGUGGUGGCCAUGGCAUCGGCGGUGGCAUUGGAGGUGGCCAUGGAAUUGGUGGCGGCGGUGGUUUAGGUGGUGGUCACGGCAUUGGUGGAGGAAUCGGUGGUGGCCAUGGAAUCGGUGGCGGUGGUGGUUUAGGUGGGGGUCAUGGUGUCGGCGGAGGUAUUGGUGGUGGUCAUGGUGUCGGUGGAGGUAUUGGUGGUGGUCAUGGCGUCGGCGGAGGCGUUGGUGGAGGCUUUGGCGGUGGUCAUGGUGUUGGUGGCGGCAUUGGUGGUGGAAUCGGUAAAGGUGGCGGCAUCGGUGGUGGAAUCGGUAAAGGUGGCGGCAUCGGUGGUGGAAUUGGAAAGGGAGGCGGAUUUGGUGGUGGUAUUGGUAAAGGUGGAGGACUUGGUGGUGGUGUUGGAGGUGGGUAUGGGAAAGGUGGUGGUGUUGGUGGAGGAAUUGGAAAAGGGGGUGGAUUUGGAGGUGGAAUUGGCAAAGGAGGUGGAUUUGGUGGUGGAAUUGGUAAAGGAGGUGGUAUUGGGGGUGGAAUCGGGAAAGGUGGAGGGUUUGGAGGAGGAAUUGGCAAAGGCGGAGGUCUAGGUGGUGGAGUUGGCUUCGGAAAGGGUGGAGGUAUCGGAGGUGGAAUUGGUAAGGGUGGGGGCUUUGGUGGUGGCAUCGGUAAAGGUGGUGGUAUUGGUGGUGGCUUCGGAAAGGGUGGUGGUAUUGGUGGCGGUUUCGGGAAGGGUGGUGGUAUUGGUGGUGGCUUCGGGAAAGGUGGUGGUUUCGGUGGAGGAUUCGGAAAGGGUGGUGGCAUUGGAGGAGGAUUCGGGAAAGGUGGUGGAUUUGGAGGAGGAUUCGGGAAAGGUGGUGGUGGUGGUUUUGGAGGUGGAGGCGGUGGAGGGGGUGGUUUUGGAGGUGGAGGCGGUGGAGGUGGUGGUUUUGGUGGAGGCUUUGGGGGUGGGCAUCACUAAGAUGCAACCUUUGUUUUUUUACACUUUUUAAUUUUUACACGAGAAGAACAAAAAGGCUAUCAUGCAUGGGGCUAGCUAGUACAACAUCCAUGCAUGGGAGCCAAAUUGGCGAUAUUGAUGCCAGAGUCAAGUUAUAUGUAUUUCUUAUUUGUCAUUAUGUUUUAGCAUGUUUUGUUGAAUUUGAAAUUGUUAGUCUUGUAUCCAAGAUAAACUUGUUUUUUACUUUUAAAUAGCAAUUAUAAUUGUAUUGAUCAUAUAUAUAAUUUAUUAUUAUGUCAGUUAA